AUGAAUUGCAUGUUUAAUCAUUCUUCUGAGAAGGUUAUGAAGCAGCCAUCCGCUGCUUCAAAAGUUGAUCAACAACAGCAACCAGAAGAUUCAACUGAAGGAGAUAGAGAGAAUCCAGAACAACUGUCCGGAACAGUAAAAACACUUAGCAAAUUCUCGUCGGACCCCAUUAAAACUGAUUCGUCUGAUUUCUUGAACAAAGUAUUUCAGAAUAAUAAAGAAAAUGGUGAAGUUAAACAAGUGCACAAGAUUUCGUUGUUCCCUUCUUCGGCACCUCGAUCAGAUGAAAAGACCGACUCUGAGGGCUCAUUUCUGUCCAGAGCGACGGUGAUCAAAAGACCUGCGGAAGACUCUUUCGAAGAUGAGACUUCAAAGAAACAGAAACCUUCCACUCCAACCAGACUUCUCCCAAAGAGUGUCCUGAAUCCUCCCACUACUGUUCAAGAAAGAAUGAGGUAUCUCAAAAAUGCUCAUGAAUCGUUGAAAAGUAAACUACGCAACAAGGAUGACCAAUAUUGCGUGAAUCUAGCUGUCAAACUUGAAUUGGAAGCUGCCAAAUCAACAACCAGUAAGAAUGUAUAUGAAAGAGCCCUGAAGAUCGCAAUUUACAAAAUUAGAAGUGAGGAUUCUCCGCAAGGUACCCCUUCUUCGUCUGAAUCUUCGCAACCAGUCUCCAAAAUUGAUGAUCCAGAUUGGGUGAUUCCCAAGUUGAGUAAAUUAAUGGCACCCAAGAACAAGCUUAAACGGAACUCAUUCAUUCUUCAGAUACCACCGCCUUAUGAUGGUCACUUAUCGAAGAAAGUAAUGCAAUGUUCGCAUUGUGGUGAUGAUUUCAUUCUUGGUGAGCAAAUGCUGCAUGACGACAAAUGUGUUUAUCAUCCAGAAAGGCCGAAACUGACAAAACAAGUCGCCUUAACAAAUAGCAGGUAUAAUAACAGUUAUAACACUCGGACAUACCCAUGUUGCAAUACAACUAUAGAUGAUGCUACUGCUGGAUGUGCUACCCUCAAACAUCACGUGUAUAAACUGGAAGAUCCUAUUGAAAUGCAUCACAAGAUACCAUUCAUCUUCACUGCAGAUCGGAAUGUUGAUUAUUUGGCUGUAGGAUUGGAUUGUGAAAUGGGAUGGACUUCAUUCGGAUUUGAACUUAUUAGAGUUACUGUUGUUGAUUUCUUCACGGAAGAGAAAAUCUUGGAUACGAUUGUUCAACCCCUGGGUAAAAUGAUUGAUUUGAAUACCAAGUUCAGUGGAGUUUCUGAGAUCACAGAUUCAAAUUCCGUUAGUUUCAAAAAAAUGAGAGAUCUCUUAUUCAAUGUAAUCAAUAGGCAAACUAUUAUUAUUGGGCAUGGAUUAGAAAAUGAUAUGAAUGUCUUACGACUGAUUCACACCAAAAUCAUUGAUACUUCAAUAUUGUAUUCGACUCACUAUGACCCCAAGAGGAAAGACCCUCUAAGGUUGUUGGUAUCCAACUUUCUUAACCGAAAAAUUCAAUCCGGAGAACAUGACAGUAUGGAAGAUGCACUAGCCUGUAUUCACAUCAUAAAGCAUAAAAUUCUAGAAAGAUACACAUAA
This is a messenger RNA of Komagataella phaffii GS115, 1572 nucleotides long. RefSeq names its product RNA exonuclease. The record is from RefSeq and is a predicted model, not a curated record. Gene Ontology annotation, cellular component: nucleus. Bases 1 to 1572 code for a protein of 523 amino acids. Gene Ontology annotation, molecular function: exonuclease activity; nucleic acid binding. NCBI's taxonomy places the organism in Eukaryota, Fungi, Ascomycota, Pichiomycetes, Pichiales, Pichiaceae. The transcript has a single exon.